Molecule: messenger RNA, 1086 nt
Organism: Lodderomyces parapsilosis
Lineage: Eukaryota; Fungi; Ascomycota; Pichiomycetes; Serinales; Debaryomycetaceae
Gene: RAD18
Product: E3 ubiquitin-protein ligase
Exons: 1
Coding region: 1-1086 (361 amino acids)
Biological process (GO): DNA damage tolerance; protein monoubiquitination
Cellular component (GO): nucleus; Rad6-Rad18 complex
Molecular function (GO): ubiquitin protein ligase activity; single-stranded DNA binding
Source: RefSeq, a predicted model, not a curated record
AUGUCGCCGCAACCACCACAUAGCUUUAAUGAAAUAACAGACCCGUCUGAUUUUAAAACCACAGUUAUUCCAACUUUGGCCAAUUUGGAUGUUUUGGAAAGAUGCUACAUUUGCAAAGAGUUUUUUCGAGCACCAGUCAUCACUGCAUGUCAUCACACAUUUUGUUCACAAUGUAUACGGGAAUACUUGAUCACAAACAAUUUAUGUCCUUUAUGUAAAACUGAAGUUUAUGAGAGCACCUUGAAGCGUGAUGUGCUUUUGGAGGAGAUUGUUGAAUGCUACAAAAAGAUUAGGCCCCUACUAUUGGAGAAACUUGGCCAACAACAUAAGAAACGAAGUCGGGAGGAGAGUACUGAAAUAUCAGACACUGAUUCAGAUGUCGAAGUAGUUAGUUCUAAGAAGCUAAGGGAGUCGCUGGAUGACAUUGAGAAACAGUCUCCCCCGUUAUCAGCCAAAAAUGAAGAGCCUACACAAGAUUUAGUUCAAUGCCCCAUUUGUUCGAAAAAGAUGGAUGCUGAGAGACUUCAAACAAUUCAUAUAGAUGCAUGUUUGAGUGGAAAGGAGGAACCUGCUCCAGUUCGAAAUGGUGUAACAAAGUCUUCUAUUUCAUCGUUUUUCACACCUGUCAAGUCCGCAUCUCCAACGCCGUCUCCGGCAACUGCUACGGCAGCAUCUUCACCACCACCACUACCCCAACCACAGAAACAACACUAUACAGAACCCAAACCAGCACCAAAGCGAUUGCAAAAAUUGGACUUUGCAUCUUUAAGUACACCAAAACUUAGAGCGAAAAUGUCAGCGUUGAAAUUACUGACCUUGGGAACAAGACAUCAAUUGGAAUUGAGAUACAACAAAUUUUUUGUUUUGUUCAACUCAAACUGUGAUAGCCAGUACCCAGUACCGCAACAUGUUCUACGUCAACAACUAAAGCAAUGGGAAAUAUCAAAUCCGAGUUUCGCUAGUAAUGGGCUUCUACGAAGCAAUGAAGAUAUAUCAGACUCUAACUUUUCAUCAACUGAGUGGUUAAAGAAAUACAAUGUUGAGUUCAAAGAGCUCGUUAAACAAGCUAGGGGAGCUAAAGGAUAG